Zopfia rhizophila CBS 207.26 is the source of this 809-nucleotide messenger RNA. The record is from the annotation of a GenBank genome assembly. NCBI's taxonomy places the organism in Eukaryota, Fungi, Ascomycota, Dothideomycetes, Zopfiaceae.
CCCGGAUCCACCGGAUAACUCUUACCUCACAUCAGUUUUAUACACAACGCUUGACGGUAUAUACAGUCUCACUUCGUCUAAUUAGUACAUUACGUCAUCUACAGACACUUCCGAGAGCGUUUACUUCGUCGAAAUCGGAGCAAUGUCUGCCUCAACAUCCAACAUCAAAUUCGUCGUCUGCAAGCCUCCAACCUGGCCCAAAAUCAAGGGAGCAACCAUCUCCCCCGCCGGCAGCAUCGAAAUGGGAGCUGCUAUCGACUGGCAAACCGACAUUACAGCUGCUCUGCGGCACCUCCCGGUCACGGUUCUCAACCCCCGCCGUGAUAUCUAGGACAAGAGCUGGGAGCAAGACACCUCGAAUCCGCACUUCAAGGAGCAAGUCGAUUGGGAAAUGGACCAUCUUGAGAAAGCGGACAUUAUUGCACUGUUUCUGUAGCCGGGCACAGUGUCUCCGAUCAGUCUGCUCGAGCUGGGUCUACAUGGCGGUGAUGGAAAGUUUGUGGUGUUGUGUCCCUAGGGAUUUUGGAAGAGGGACAAUGUUCAGAUGGUUUGUCAUAGGCGCAAGAUUGUGCUUGUAGGGACGCUGGAAGAGCUGAAGAAGACUAUUCAGCAGAGGCUGGAGAAGGUCAUUGAACAGCGUGAACAGUCGGAAUCGAUUGGCAACCUGGAAAAUAUGCAACCCUCUGGCUAGCUUUCGAGGGGUUAUUUUCCGAUUCUUGAUUGGGAAGAUAGAUGAUCGCUCAACUGUUGGUACUAGAUAGAAAUCAAAUUUCAACCUGAAAAUUUAGGCCCUUUUUGUCAGUCCCAAA